AUGCGCCGCUUCGAAAGGAUCUACGAUGUCGUAGAGCCUGUUGAAGAAUAUCUCAUAGGGAAGCUAGCUUAUGGCCAAUACUCGACGGUUUGGCUAGCGAGAGAUCAACUAAAAGACUCACAGCAAGUUGUACUGAAAAUACUCAAAGCAGAAGCAUCCCAAGACAACAACAGGGAGCUUUCUAUCCUCCUUGCGCUUUCAGAUUCCAAUAUAGAUCAUCCUGGAAAGAAGAAUGUAAUUGAACUACUCGACCAUUUCUAUCAUACAGGUCCGAAUGGAACUCACAUGUGUCUUGUUUUGCCCAUGAUGAUUUCCGACGGGGCAGCAAUGACAAUCAUUGGAAGUCCGCGUGAAAUCGGCUAUAUUAGGGCUGUUUCUCGUCAUCUUUCAAUGGGACUUGACUUUCUACAUCAGUCAGGUAUUGUACACUGUGAUCUUCAACCGGCGAAUAUCUUGUUCUCAGUUGCUGGGGGUACAGACAUGGAGGCGUUGUUACAACCUCCUGAGUUCAAUCCCGUUAAGUGGUUGGAAGGAGUUACUGUAGACGACAGCGCUCCUGAGUAUUUGGUGCCUAGCCAAAGGCGAAGAGGCCAGUUGAGUGAUGCACAUUUCUCAACAUUGGAGGUCAGGAUUGGGGAUUUUGGCGGAGCUCAAUAUGUUCAACGCUGUGAUGAAAAACCAGUGACACCCUUGGGCUUGCGCGCACCUGAGCUGAUUAGACAUACCCGGGAUACUUCCAUUGAUACUUCACUGGAUAUCUGGGCAUUGGGAUGUUUGAUAUUCGAAAUAGUAACGAAUGAGCCACUGUUUCCUCUGGACACGUUCGGCAUCACACGAGAGGAGAUGGACAACGACCACUGUACUCAUAUUGAGAAACGACUCGGUUCGAACAACCAGAACGUAGACUUUGCAAAAUACCUACGCGAACGGUUACCCAAGAAUUUUGGUGCCGAGAAUGCGGAGAGCCUCGCCUCGUUCCUUCUACUUAUGUUGCAGAUAGACCCCCGCGAACGUUUAUCUGCAAAAGAGCUACUUCGGACUUCUUUCAUGUUGGAUAGAUAUUGAAGGAUCUUCUGUUACUGUGUGUAUUUACAGUAUGAACGGUAUUAUGAAGUUUUAUUUUUUGUGAAAAAGCA
This is a messenger RNA of Aspergillus vadensis CBS 113365, 1136 nucleotides long. Its product is annotated as serine protein kinase. Lineage: Eukaryota; Fungi; Ascomycota; Eurotiomycetes; Eurotiales; Aspergillaceae. Gene Ontology annotation, biological process: protein phosphorylation; regulation of mRNA processing; spliceosomal complex assembly. Gene Ontology annotation, molecular function: ATP binding; protein kinase activity. The coding region runs from base 1 to 1065 and encodes 354 amino acids. The transcript has 6 exons. The record is from RefSeq and is a predicted model, not a curated record.